Molecule: messenger RNA, 1066 nt
Organism: Condylura cristata (star-nosed mole)
Lineage: Eukaryota; Metazoa; Chordata; Mammalia; Eulipotyphla; Talpidae
Gene: CCER2
Product: coiled-coil glutamate-rich protein 2
Exons: 5
Coding region: 18-821 (267 amino acids)
Source: RefSeq, a predicted model, not a curated record
GGUCAGGAAGCCCCAGCAUGCAGGGCCGUGCACCCGCGUCCACGCUGCUCUUGCUGCCGCUGUCCCCGCUGCUGGCGCUGCUGCUGGGGGCCGCCACUGCAGCUCCGCUGGCGCCGAGACCUUCCAGGGAGGAGCUGACCCGCUGUCUGGCAGAGGUGGUCACGGAAGUGCUGACGCUGGGCCAGGCUCAGCACGGCCCCUGCACGGCCCUCCUCCACAAAGAGAUGUGUGAGACAGGGCCCUCUGGCUGUGCGGCCAGCGAGGAGAAAGGCCUGCUGACUGGGGACUUCAAGCGGGAGUCUGGGAAGACAAGGUCCAGCCAGGAGGUGAGGGGUGAGGAGGCGGCGGCAGCGGAAAGGACCCACAAGUCUGAGGUGCGGGAACAGGCCGUCCGAGAGCAGCUGCACAGCCAGCUCCGUGAGGAAGAGGAGGAGGAGGAGGAAGAAAAGGAAGAAAAGAAGAGGCCCGUGGAGACCUUUGAGGGCCUGUGGAAGGAGCAUCUGGAGGGCAGAGGGGGCCUCCAGAAGCGCGUGGCGGAGCAGGCCAGUGACGAGGAGACAGCCCGCUUCGAGGCAGAGGAGAAGGGGGUGCAGGUGCUGGGCGGGGGCCACCGCCUGUGGCCGGGGGCCGAGGGGGGCCGAGGAGAAAGGCACGAGGACGCACAGCAGCACCACCGCCAGCCAGAAGCUGAGGCCAAGGAGGCGGAGAAGGAAGACGCUUCCGAGAGGGAGGAGCCGGACGUGGCACGGCUGGAGCACGUGAGAGAGGAGCUGAAGAAGGCGACAGAGAUGCUGGGGGCGGAGCUCCGGAGGGAGGGCUGAGCCGGCCCUGCCCUCCUCCCCUACACUAUGGCUUAGUACUGUUGAUCCCCGGUGCCCCCACUCACCUGGCACCCCACUCUACUCCCUUUCCUGGCGGGAGCGGGAGGAGAGAGCACCUGGGAACGGCUGCGGCGCAAGGUCUGAGUCGCAAGGGCCGAGGGGCUGGGCUCACCCCACUCAGGAACACCCCGACACCCCUGGCACCCACUCCCCCCUCCAGGUGAAUAAAGCACACAGAAAACCGC